Molecule: messenger RNA, 1642 nt
Organism: Drosophila kikkawai
Lineage: Eukaryota; Metazoa; Arthropoda; Insecta; Diptera; Drosophilidae
Gene: sna
Product: snail
Biological process (GO): regulation of transcription by RNA polymerase II
Molecular function (GO): DNA-binding transcription factor activity, RNA polymerase II-specific; RNA polymerase II cis-regulatory region sequence-specific DNA binding
Source: RefSeq, a predicted model, not a curated record
AACUCAGCCCUCGUUGAGAACGCAUCUACAAGAUCUAUAAACUCAAACACACACACUCGCACUCACCGAUCUGCGAAACUCCGCCAAUCACUCGAUAAAUCGAUCUCGAUCCGUGCCGGAAAUUACACAAAUCGAAAAUGGCUGCCAACUACAAAAGCUGCCCGCUCAAGAAGCGCCCCAUCGUCUUUGUGGAGGAGCGUCUGCCGCAAACGGAGGCCUUGGCCCUGACCAAGGACUCGCUAUUUGCCCAGGACCAGCCCCAGGAUCUCUCGCUCAAGCGUGGCCGCGAGGAGGAUUACCAGCAGGAGCCGGAGCCCAAGCGCGACUAUGUUUUGAAUCUCUCCAAGACUCCUGAGAGGAUUUCCGUCAUCAACUCUAGCUGCCUGCUGUCGCCGCCCGUUGAGCCCAGCCAGGAUUACCAUCCCACAGACAUCCACAUGCGCGGACUGACAGCCGGUACCACGGGCUACACCACCAGUGUCCCCGUGGCCAAUCCCUUCCAGUCCGCCUUCGUAAUGGCCGCCGGCUGCAAUCCGAUCUCGGCUCUGUGGAGCAGCUAUCAGCCCCAUUUGGCCGCCUUUCCCUCGCCCGCCAGCUCCAUGGCCUCGCCGCAGUCCGUGUACAGCUACCAGCAGAUGACGCCGCCCUCGAGUCCGGGUUCCGAUCUGGAGACCGGAUCCGAGCCAGAGGAUCUCUCCGUGCGCAACGACAUUCCACUGCCGGCUCUGUUCCACCUCUUCGACGAGGCUAGGUCCACGAGCAGCGGUGCCAGCGUGAGCAGCUCCUCGGGUUACUCCUCCUACGUUCCGACCAACUCCGCCACCACCCCGGCCGGCAACCAGGCCAGCCUGGCGGCCAAGAACUAUCGCUUCAAGUGCGAGGAAUGCCAGAAGAUGUACUCCACCUCGAUGGGCCUGUCCAAGCACCGGCAGUUCCAUUGCCCGGCGGCGGAGUGCAACCAGGAGAAGAAGACCCAUUCCUGCGAGGAGUGCGGCAAGCUGUACACCACCAUUGGAGCAUUGAAGAUGCACAUCCGCACCCACACGCUGCCCUGCAAGUGCCCCAUCUGCGGCAAGGCCUUCUCCCGUCCGUGGCUGCUCCAGGGUCACAUCCGCACCCACACCGGCGAGAAGCCCUUCCAGUGCCCGGACUGCCCGCGAUCCUUUGCUGAUCGCUCCAACCUGCGAGCCCAUCAGCAGACGCACGUGGAUGUGAAGAAGUAUGCCUGCCAGGUGUGCCACAAGUCCUUCUCGAGGAUGUCGCUCCUGAACAAGCACUCCAGCUCCAACUGCACCAUCACCAUUGCGUAAAGGACUCUGGGAUCUCUGGAUUUCCCGUAAAAAAACUACAUUCCGCUGGCGAAGACCAAACACAGACAGACAAUAACUCAAGCUAGCCUGUACUAAGUCGAUUCGGUUUUGGUGCUACUAUAACUAUAUAGCCCUAUUUAUUUCAGUCGUAUUUGUAGGCUAAGAUCAUGUAUAUUGCCCCAUUGUCACAAGCAGCAUUUGACCAAAUUUACUCAUUUAAUUAUUAUUAUAAUUUAUGUACUCUCAUUACUGUUAAGCUCAACUGUUGUUAAGAUUAUUGCUAGUUUUAAGACUAUUUUUAUAAAAAUAAAACAUAGAAAACUCAAAAGAAA